AUGUGGAACAUACGCGAGAAAGAAAAACAAACCGUCGACAAACUAAAGCGCAAUGAUACUACAAGUCUCAAUAUUACAAGCAACAAUUUAUCGUCGGAAGGGGCUAUAGCAGUUGCAGAUGCCUUGAAAACCAACUCCACAUUAACAAGUCUCGAUAUUGGAAAUAACAAUAUAUCGUCUGAAGGAGGCAAAGCAGUUGGAGAAGCAUUGAAAAUCAAUUCUACAUUAACAAGUCUUAAUAUUCGAAACAACAAUAUAUCGGAUGAAGGGGCCAAAGCAAUUGCAGAUGCCCUGAAAAUAAACCCAACAUUAACAAGUCUUAAUAUUGAAAAGAACAAUAUAUCGGAUGAAGGGGCCAAAGCAAUUGCAGAUGCCUUGACAAUAAACUCAACAUUAACAAGCCUUUAUAUGGGGUGGAACGAUAUGUCGGAUAAAGGGGUGAAAGCAGUUGGAGAAGCAUUGAAAAUAAAUUCAACAUUAACAAAUGUUGACAUUGGAAGAAGCAGGACAUCGGAUGAAGGAGCGAAAGCAGUGGCCGACGCACUGAAAAUAAACUCAACGUUAACAAGUCUCAAGAUAUACUUGAACAAUAUAUCAGACGAAGGAGCCAAAGCAAUCGCAGAUGCUUUGAAAAUAAACUCAACAUUAACACGUCUUACUAUUCGAAACAACGAUAUAUCGACUGAAGGAGCUAAAGCAAUUGCAGAGGCAUUGAAAAUAAACUCAACAUUAACAGGUCUUAAUAUUGGAAGCAACGAUAUAUCGAUCGAAGGAGCCAAAGCAGUUGGUGAAGCAUUGAAAAAAAACUCAAGGUUAACUAGUCUCAAUAUGAACCACGACUAUAUAUCAGAUGAGGGGGCUAAAGCAGUUGCAGAUGCCUUGAAAAUAAACUCAACGCUAACAAAUCUUAAUAUGGGAUACAACGGUAUAUCGUCUGAAGGAGGCAAAGCAGUUGCAGAUGCCUUGAAAAUAAAUUCCACGUUAACAAGUCUUAAUAUUGAGUACAACAAUAUAUCGUCUGAAGGAGCCAAGGCAAUUGGAGAAGCCUUGAAAAUAAACUCAACAUUAACAAGUCUGAAUAUUGAAAAGAACAAUAUAUCCGAUGAAGGAGCUAAAGAAAUUGCCGAAGCAUUGAUCUUAAACCCAACAUUAACAACUCUAAAUUUGAAUUUCAACUAUAUAUCAGAUGAAGGGAUCAAAACAGUUGCAGAUGCCUUGAAAAUGAACUCAACAUUAACGAGUCUUAGUAUUAGAAACAAUCAUAUAUCAAACGUAGGGGCGGAAGCAGUGGGAGAAGCAUUAAAAAUAAACUCAACGUUAACAAGCCUUCAUAUGGGGUGGAACGAUAUAUCGGAUGAAGGUGUGAAAGCAGUUGCAGAAGCAUUGAAAAUAAACUCCACAAUAACAAGUGUUGAUAUUGAAAGAAGCAGUACAUCGGAUGAAGGAGCGAAAGCCAUUGCAGAAGCAUUAAAAGUAAACUCAGCAUUAACAAGUCUUACUAUUGGAAACAACAAUGUAUCAGAUGAAGGGGCGAAAGCAGUUGGAGAAGCAUUAAAAACAAACUCAACAUUAACAAGUCUUAAUAUUGAGGAGAACAACAUAUCGGAUGAAGGGGUCAAAGGAGUUGCCGAAGCAUUGAAAACAAACUCAACAUUAACAAGCCUCAAUAUGAACUACAACUAUAUAACAGAUGAAGGAGCCAAAGCAAUUGAAGAAGCAUUGAAAAUAAACACAACAUUAACAAGUUUGGAUAUUCAAUACAACUAUAAAAGACCCAAAGCAGGAAAGUGUUAA
This is a messenger RNA of Didymodactylos carnosus, 1794 nucleotides long. The record is from the annotation of a GenBank genome assembly. NCBI's taxonomy places the organism in Eukaryota, Metazoa, Rotifera, Eurotatoria, Philodinida, Philodinidae.